AUGACCGUGGCCGUCACGGCACAGAAGACGCCGCGGCCUUUACCGAAGUCAACAGACAACAUUGGAAUCGCCACAUCAUAUACAUCUCAAGAAUGGCAACGGGAACUGGUCAACAAAGUCACCGCGUUCGUGCAGUCAAAUAUUUCGUUCAUCGGCGUCGACUUCCUCGACCCUUCGUCGACGUUCGAAAAGCCAUCGCCAUCGUCAUCAUCAUCACCGUCCACGACCCAACCUCGGAGUGUCCGCGUGCUGGACUACGCCUGUGGCCCGGGGACCAUGACGGCCAUCCUGGCCGGUCGAGCCAGCGAGUUUGUCGGCGUCGACCUGUCCGAGAACAUGGUGCAGGCUUACAAUUCAAGAUUCGCGGAUACUACCGAUCCCGAAAGCGACGCUCCUACGACGACCACCAGCCAAGAGGAUGAACGUAUCAACGCCCACGCCGUCGUGGGGAACUUGUUAACCACGACCACGACCACCACCACCACCGGUGGCGAAGACAGUGCCGCCGCGCUCGCCGGUCCACAAUUUUACGACUUUGACCUCGCGGUCGUGGGGUUGGGGUUCCACCACUUCGCGGACAUUCGACUGGCGACGCGGCGGCUGGUCGAGAGACUGAAGCCAGGCGGCGUGUUCAUGAUUGUCGACUUUGUCACGCACGCCAUGGAGGCCGAGGAAUCUCCCGAACUCAAGGAGUCGGUCAACACCAUCAGCCACCAUGGCUUCAGCGAGGGGGAGCUGCGCGCCGUGUUCGCAGAGGCCGGGUUGGACGAGUUCGCACUGGUGAGAAUGGGCGACCACGUCACGGUGAGGGGGUCGUCGAAGAGGGAGCCGUUCAUGGCGAGGGGGAGGAAAGUGUAG
This is a messenger RNA of Exophiala spinifera, 858 nucleotides long. RefSeq lists its product as uncharacterized. Bases 1 to 858 code for a protein of 285 amino acids. NCBI's taxonomy places the organism in Eukaryota, Fungi, Ascomycota, Eurotiomycetes, Chaetothyriales, Herpotrichiellaceae. The record is from RefSeq and is a predicted model, not a curated record. The transcript has 2 exons.